This is a messenger RNA of Xenia sp. Carnegie-2017, 1946 nucleotides long. Its product is annotated as D-3-phosphoglycerate dehydrogenase-like. Gene Ontology annotation, biological process: L-serine biosynthetic process. The coding region runs from base 179 to 1750 and encodes 523 amino acids. NCBI's taxonomy places the organism in Eukaryota, Metazoa, Cnidaria, Anthozoa, Malacalcyonacea, Xeniidae. The transcript has 11 exons. The record is from RefSeq and is a predicted model, not a curated record. Gene Ontology annotation, molecular function: NAD binding; phosphoglycerate dehydrogenase activity.
CGCGGGCGAACGCCAUGUGGCGGAAUGACCUCCACGUGGAAGAAACCGAAAAAGUACAAAUUACUGGGAAGAAACAAAAUUUUCUAUGACUGUGGGAGGGCAAGGAAAAGCUCGAUAACUUAGCAUUGAAAUCUCUUCAUUAAUAUCAAGUAUAAAUUCCAUUCUUAAAGUCGACAACAUGGCAUUUGAACUGAAAAUCGAGAAAGUUCUUAUCAGUGACAACUUAGAUAACUGCUGCAGUGAGAUUUUGACAAAUAAUGGUCUUCAAGUAAAGACAGUGUCAAAGUUAACGAAGGAGGAGUUACUAUCUGAAAUUCCUAAUUAUGAUGCAUUAAUUGUGCGAUCAGCGACCAAGGUCACUGAAGAAGUGCUUAUAGCUGGCAAGAGACUGAAACUAGUUGGCCGUGCUGGAACUGGUGUUGAUAAUAUUGAUAUUAAUUCUGCGACAUCACUUGGUAUUGUUGUCAUGAAUACACCAAGUGGUAACACGUUAAGUGCUGCAGAACAAACUUGUGCCAUGAUAAUGUCUUUGGCAAGACAUAUACCUCAGGCUGCUGCAUCAAUGCGUGAAGGGAAAUGGGAUCGAAAGAAGUACAUGGGAAAUGAACUCUUUGAGAAGACAUUAGGUAUUGUGGGUUUGGGAAGGAUUGGCUUGGAGGUUGCUCAAAGAAUGCAGUCAUUUGGAAUGACGACUAUAGGUUAUGAUCCUCUUGUGUCUGCAGAGAAAGCAGCUGAGUUUAAUAUUGAAUGGAUGGAUUUAGAAAAACUUUGGCCUUUAAUAGAUUAUGUUACAGUUCAUACUCCACUCAUACCACAAACAAAAGGUUUGCUGAAUGACAAGACAUUUGCUAAAUGUAAGAAAGGAGUACGUGUUAUAAACUGUGCCAGAGGCGGUAUUAUUGAUGAAGAAAGUUUACUUAGAGCUCUUGAGAGUGGACAAUGUGCUGGGGCUGGAUUAGAUGUAUUUGUCACUGAGCCUCCUACAGGUAUUUCUGAGAAAGUUGUUCAACAUCCAAAGGUAAUUAGCUGUCCUCAUCUUGGUGCAAGUACUGUGGAAGCUCAGAAGAGAGUCGCAAAAGAUAUUGCAGAACAAAUACUUAAUAGCAUAAGUGGAAAAUCGCUGUACGGAGCUAUAAACGCUGGUUCUUUGCAAGGAGCUCUAAAACCUGAAGCUGGACCGUGGAUUAAUCUCAGCACAGCACUAGCUAGAGUUGCUCUUUGCUGUUGUGGAAUGAAAGUUGAGAAGGUUCUUAUCACAACAAGUGGUAGUCGACUUGAAAACGCUUCAACUUUUCUUACUUCUGCUGUUCUCAUGGGAAUAAUUGAUAAAGCAGAUAAUUCACUGAAUCUCAUCAAUGCAGAAUAUUUUGCCAAGCAGUUGGGAGUGCAGGUGGAAAAAGUACAUGAAAAUAAACAGCGUUACAUGUGCGAUGAUAGUAUCUCCAUCACUGUGUAUUUUAAAGACAACAUAAGUUCGUCAGUCACUGGUACAAUCUUUGGAUCGAACACACCAACACUAGUACAGUUGAAUGGUCAUGUUUUCAUUUCACCUGUUCCUCUUGCGGGAAAAUUAUGCUUCAUCCAAUUGAGUAUAUCAGAAGUGCUUGGAAAAAUAGGUAAAGCGCAAAACCUAAAAGGUUUGUAUAGUAGUGGUUCAGAUAAAGGAGAACUGACUGCUGUGAGUAUUGAAGAAGAUGUAGACCUUACAAAAGCAUUUCAGACAUCAGAUAUGUUUGUCGUAUCUCUUUAAACAACUUGAUACUUUGAACUGUUUUCAAACUACCUUUCUUACAUAAAAUAUUUUAUGAUAUUUUCUCGAUUACUUGUUUGUCGAUAUAAAGUAUCCAUACAGUUAAAUAUUUUACUUCAAAGUCUUAAAUAUCAAAUUCGGUGGUUAUUUUACGUUUGAAUUUUUGGGUAAAGAAAUAAAUAUUGAUUUUAAAGAA